Boleophthalmus pectinirostris (great blue-spotted mudskipper) is the source of this 3203-nucleotide messenger RNA. It is a transcript of the gene ryk, whose product is annotated as receptor like tyrosine kinase. Gene Ontology annotation, molecular function: protein kinase activity; ATP binding. NCBI's taxonomy places the organism in Eukaryota, Metazoa, Chordata, Actinopteri, Gobiiformes, Gobiidae. Gene Ontology annotation, cellular component: signaling receptor complex. The record is from RefSeq and is a predicted model, not a curated record. Gene Ontology annotation, biological process: positive regulation of kinase activity; multicellular organism development; axonogenesis. The coding region runs from base 434 to 2296 and encodes 620 amino acids. The transcript is spliced from 16 exons.
ACUGAGAUAGUGAGAAAAACCAACGGGGACGGGACCAUGGAGGAAGAAGUCUGGAUGUAUUAGCGACUUUUUACACGCCAUUGCACUUAUUAUAAUGAUACCUGUGCGGGAAUAAAUCGUGUCGCGUACAUGUGACCAAAUGCUGGUGUUUGGGAAUCCGUGGUGAGCGUUUUGGUGCGCGUAAAAGCUUGGAGAGGAACUUAGCAAAGGAAAGUUAGCCUAUUGAUGCUAACAAACUUAGCCUGCGUCUGCUAAAGCGAGGGAGACGGGACAAAAACGGCGCAUUGGGACAAGGAUCGUGAAUUUUACACACUGGAGCAGAGCUAAGUAGUUAUGUUGCUUCGAGGGAUUAACUUUCGAUACGGAUGAGACAGCGUUUGGCGGAGGAGGAACACCGAGUGCGCGGAGGAGGCGAGCCCAGCGGAGCGGUGCCAUGUCGGGCUCUGGGUCCCCGGGCUGGCCGCUGUCGGUGCUCUGCAGACUGGGGGGCUUGUGCCUGCUCCUGCUGCUGGAGGGGGCCGUGUGUCUGGCGAGUCCGAGCAGUCCUUCUGGCGUCAACAACAACAACAACCAGCCCUAUGUCAACAUUUACAUGAGCGUGGAGGAGGUCAAGAAGCUCCUGGGUCUUGAUGCAGAGCUGUACUACGUUAGAGACGACGUGGUGAAUUACUACGCACUCUCCUUCACUCUGCCGGUGCCCAGUGACACCAGCAGCCUGCACUUCACCUGGCACUCCAAAACAAAGGUUGAAUACAAACUGGCGUACCAGGUGGAAAAUCCUAUGGCCAUGAACGCACCCCAGAGCAACAUCUCCAGUCAGGGGGAGCUCCCUCGGGUCCCAUCUGUGUUCAGAGUGGACCUGUUCUGCUCGGGGAAGGUGGACGGAGAGGCUGUGGUGACUGUGCAGCUCAAUCUCACCGUCCACGCCAACAACUACACAGUGCUCAACUUCAAGAGGAGGAAAAUGUGCUACAAGAAAAUAGAUCCUGAUCCAAACCGUCCAACUCUCCCAAACAACACGCUGCCAAGACCCGACUUAGAUGUGACGACCCCCACCACCUCCACGCAGGUCUUCUACAUCAGUGUUAGCGUGUGCUGCAUCGUCAUCUUCCUGGUGGCGAUUAUUCUGGCCAUUCUACACCUGCACAGCAUGAAGAGGGUCGAGAUGGAGGACAGUGUCAGUGACAGUGGGAGCUCUCAGGGCCUGUCACAGCCCUCCACUCAGACCACACAGUACCUCCGCGCCGAUACUCCCAACAACGCAACCUCAGUCACCAAUAAUCACCCUGGCUCUGCACCCAUUCUCCAGCUUGCUGCCUCCUCCCUCCAAAAUCCUGGUGUCCCCCCUCACGAACCUAAAAGUUACCCCUCUCUGCGGAUUGAGAAGAACGACCUGAGGAGCGUCACUCUAAUCGAAGCCAAAGCCAAAGUGAAAGACAUCGCCAUCUCCAGGGAGAGGGUCACACUGCGGGACGUCCUGCAAGAAGGCACAUUUGGGCGCAUCUUUCACGGAGUUCUGCUGGACGAAAAGGAUCCAACCAAGGAGAAGCAAGUCUUUGUGAAGACAGUGAAGGAUCAUGCAUCAGAAGUGCAGGUGACCAUGAUGUUGACGGAAAGUUGCAAGCUUCGCGGACUUCAUCACAGAAACCUGCUGCCCAUCAGUCAUGUGUGCACAGAGGACGGGGAGAAGCCAAUGGUGCUGCUGCCUUAUGUGGCCUGGGGCAACCUCAAGCUGUUCCUGCGUCAGUGCAAACUCGCAGAGGCCAACAACCCACAGGCGAUCUCGCAGCAGGACCUGGUGUACAUGGCCAUCCAGAUUGCGUGUGGCAUGAGCUACUUGGCCCGAAGAGAAGUCAUCCACAAAGACCUCGCUGCCAGGAACUGUGUCAUUGACGACAACAUGCAGGUGAAGAUCACAGAUAAUGCCCUGGCGCGGGACUUGUUCCCCAUGGACUACCACUGUCUGGGGGACAACGAGAACCGGCCCGUCCGCUGGAUGGCGCUAGAGAGUCUACUCAACAAUGACUUCUCCAGUGCAAGUGAUGUGUGGGCUUUUGGAGUGACGCUGUGGGAGCUGAUGACUCUGGGACAGACUCCUUAUGUGGACAUUGAUCCGUUUGAGAUGUCUGCGUACCUGAAGGACGGGUACAGGAUAGCACAACCCAUCAACUGCCCAGACGAACUGUUUGCGGUGAUGGCGUGCUGUUGGGCCUUGGAUCCAGAGGAGAGGCCAAAGUUCCAGCAGCUGGUCCAGUGUCUGACUGAGUUCCACGCAGCUCUGGGGGCCUAUGUGUGAGGAGGCCUCCUGGACAGGACCACACCUGGGGCCAGGGACCAGGAACAGUGGACUAAAGACAGGAUCCUGGACGGACUUGGAGCCAAAAUCCUGAUCUAAGGACAAAUCCAGAAAUGUGUGAAUCAGACUGUGCCUUACAGGACAAAGAGCACAUUUGAACUCACUGAUUUUAUCUUGUACAGUUCUUUAAAGUUUUUAUAUAGUUGAAUUACCUUUUUACAACAUAGCAAAUGGCUUGACCAAAUGGUUCAUAAUUUGUAAUAUGAUGUUUUGCGCUGAGGGCAUGGUAAACAGUCUUUCAACAACCACACAAAACAUUUGUACAGAUCAUUAAGUGGACCUUUUUGCAUUUUUAAAUAUUGUUUUAAAGUUGGUUGCAGUUGAAAAGCCAGCUUAUUGACGAAGACUUUUGCUGAAAAUUAAACAGAUGAAAUGCCAACAGUGUUUUUGAUGCAAUAAGCUCAAUCCAUGGUACGAGACCUGACUUGGAGAACAGAUUCUUCAGGACUAUUCAGUGGUACUGCAAAAUGUCUCUUUUUGUCGAUUGUGCCAAGUUUUGGAAGAAAGUUCCAGAAUAUGCUGAAACAUUUUGAAAUGCAGCGCUUCUUGAACCUUGGACAUUUGUGCCACCAGCCUAACGUUUUUAUAUGCAUUGCAUUGUCUCCACCCAAGUACAUGUUUUAUCUUAUAAGCUUUGAUUGUUCUGUGUCAGAACAGCCCUGUAAAGAUUUAAAACUAAACUUCAAAUUUGUGAAUGCAAAUAUUUACAGUUAAAAUAGAUCUUUUAAAACCACAGUCUAAUGUUGAAUCUGAGCCUGUAGCAUCUUUGUCUUCAUGGUCACUGCAUGUUGACUAAAGGUUGUUCCUGAAAUCACAUAACCAAAUAAAUUGGCUCUUUUAACUUCAA